Molecule: messenger RNA, 1176 nt
Organism: Trichobilharzia szidati
Lineage: Eukaryota; Metazoa; Platyhelminthes; Trematoda; Strigeidida; Schistosomatidae
Source: the annotation of a GenBank genome assembly
AUGAAGGAAUAUCAGUUGCUCAACUUGGAGACAAACGAACUCACUUUAUUAAUCACUGUAGUCCAAGGCGUUUUCCCUAUAAUUCAUAUAUGGGUUACAAUGGAAAAAGUCAAAUCUCUGUUAACUAAAGCUUUAGGAGAAAAAGCUACAGAUGACUUUAUAAAAGCUUGUAUGGAAGUUGGUGACACCCAAAUUAUCAAAAAGCGUGUAGCUACCCUAUUAGAUACUCGAAAACCGGAGAAUCGCCAAGUCUAUGAAAUUUUAAUACAAGAAAAAAUACGAAGAAGCGGAUUCACCGGUGAAAGAUAUCGUAAAACUAAUUCAAACCCUAACGCUCCAAGUGACUGUUUAGAUGAAAUCUCGAUUUCAAAAAAGAAUGAUACAGAACAACCAUCAUCUGUACGAUCACAGAAUGUGUCGAAGAAAAAACAGAAAACUAAAUUUUAUCCAUUAUUUUGUGAAGGAGCUCAUAGUGACCAACUUGUUUCCUUGUUUCCUGGUAGACAUCCUUGCCAGUGUUUAGCAACUAAGCAUCAGUUAGUAAAUAACUGUGUCAAUUGUGGUCGUAUUGUCUGUGCACAAGAGGGUUCAGGUCCAUGCUAUUAUUGUGGAAAUCUUGUAUGUACACGAGAAGAACAAGAUCAGAUAGCAAUGAAUACUAAACAAAGUGAAAAGUUGAGAAAUAAACUUAUGCAAGUAGGUUGGGCUGCUGGUACUGAAACUCCAUAUUAUCGAAUUGCCCGCCAAGCUCAGAAACUGCAGAAAAAGGAAGUGAAUACUGAAUUUACAUCGACAGAGGUUACUUCAAAUACUGAACAUGAAGACUCUACCGAUGACGAAGAUAUAAUUACGAAGCCAGUUUCCGGAGCUCAAAUGCGUUUAGAGCAAGGCUUGAUAAAUGCUUUAUGCAAUCGUGAUAAACUAUUGGAGUUUGAUUCUACUUGUGCUAAACGAACCAGAGUGAUUGAUGAUGAGUUAGAUUAUUUUGCAACGGAGGGUGGUGCUGGAUCAGCUGCGUGGUUAAGUCCUGAAGUUCGUGAGAGAAUCGCUCAGCGUGUAGCUGAGUUAAGAGCACAAAGACACGCACAUCGUCUACAAAUUUCACGGAUGUGUAUUGAUUUAAAAAACUGUAGUGUCACACAAGAGGUUAGUGUAUUAUUUUCGUUACUUACAUAA